AUGGUAAUCUCAUACUUGUUCUUGUUUGUGGCUUUCAUCAUUGACCUUGGAGAUGCCCAAAAUGGGUGUACUGAAACACGUUGUGGAGGUCAUGGCCCACCCAUCCGAUUUCCCUUCCGACUUAACAGUCAGCCACACUACUGUGGAUAUUCUGGGUUUAAUCUCUCCUGCACCGACACAAAUGAUACAGUGCUCGUGCUGCCCGUUUCAGUGAAGCUCUUUGUCAAAGAGAUUAACUACAAAUCUCAAGUAAUUCAAUUAUAUGAUCCACUUCAUUGCUUCCCAAGGCCGCAGCUUCAGUGGCUCAAUUUGCCUAAUUCCUCUCCUUUCCAAUUUGAAGCACAUUAUUACCUUUCCAACUAUACCUUAUUCAAUUGUUCCCAAAGAUCAGAAGAAAUGCAGUACCCUCGGAUCCCUUGCCUUAGUGGCCCUACCUACCAAGUUUAUCCUGCGACUUACAUCAGGGCGUCCCUCAUAUCUUGUACAAAGAUGUAUAAUCUUUUAUCAGUUCCAAAUGUAGAUGUAGAUAAAUUUGUUGAAUUGAGUUGGUCCAUUCCAGACUGCAAAUACUGUGAAGUGAAAGGCAAGACAUGUGGGAAGAGUAAUAACAGUGGAUCAGGAACUCGGUGCAUUUCUACACAUACUAAAGGUGCUGUAUCUAAGUUAGAGAUUCCUGGUGUCAUCUUAGGUCCAUUUCUGAUACUGCUCUCUAUCUUUGCUCUCUAUCGUUUCUAUACUUAUGAUAAAGUUGAAAAAGAACAUCAAGCAAAGAUCAAAAAGUUUUUGGAGGAUUACAGAAAUUUCAAACCCACGAGAUACUCGUAUGCCGAUGUUAAAAGGAUUACAAAUCAAUUUACUGAGAAGUUAGGUGAAGGAGCAUAUGGGACAGUGUUCAAAGGAAAGCUUUCCAAUGAAAUUUAUGUUGCAGUGAAGAUUCUGAAAACAUCAAUGGGAAAUGGGGAAGAAUUCAUAAAUGAAGUAGGAACAAUGGCUAAGAUCCAUCAUGUUAACGUGGUUCGCUUGGUUGGCUUUUGUGCUGAUGGAUUUAGAAGAGCUAUAGUUUAUGAGUUCUUACCAAAUGAUUCACUAGACAAGUUUAUAUCUUCAACGGCUGUCAAGAACCUUAUUCUUAAUUGGGAUAAAAUGCAAGAUAUUGCUUUUGGCGUAGCAAAAGGAAUUGAAUAUCUUCACCAAGGAUGUGACCAACGAAUCCUCCAUUUUGACAUCAAACCUCACAAUGUUUUACUAGAUCAAAACUUCAAUCCAAAAAUUUCUGAUUUUGGUCUUGCCAAGUUGUGUUCAAAGGAUCAAAGUGCAGUUUCUAUGACCACAGCUAGGGGGACUAUAGGUUACAUUGCACCUGAAGUGUUCUCCAGAAAUUUUGGAAAUGUAUCUGCAAAAGCAGAUGUUUAUAGCUUUGGAAUAUUGUUGCUUGAAAUAGUUGGAGGGAGGAAAAAUGUUGAUGUUACAGUUGAGAAUACUAGCCAAGUCUACUUUCCAGAAUGGAUCUACAAUGUCUUGGAACAAAAAGAAGAUAUACGAAUCUUUGUUGAGGAUGGUGGAGAUUCUAAAAUUGCAAAGAAACUUGCAAUUGUAGGACUAUGGUGCAUCCAAUGGCACCCUGUUGAUCGUCCUUCCAUAAAAACUGUCGUUCAAAUGUUGGAAAGAGAGGAAGAUAAAUUAACUAUACCUCCUAAUCCCUUUGUCGCUACAAGCCCCAUAAAAAUUAGUGCAAAUAUUCCCACAAAACGUGUAAACCAUGAGUUGGAGAUGAUUCCACAUCUGUGGAAGACUUUGAAAAAUAAGUCAUCAUUUGUCCUUUAG
This is a messenger RNA of Alnus glutinosa, 1824 nucleotides long. RefSeq names its product rust resistance kinase Lr10-like. Gene Ontology annotation, biological process: protein phosphorylation. The record is from RefSeq and is a predicted model, not a curated record. Lineage: Eukaryota; Viridiplantae; Streptophyta; Magnoliopsida; Fagales; Betulaceae. Gene Ontology annotation, molecular function: polysaccharide binding; ATP binding; protein kinase activity. The coding region runs from base 1 to 1824 and encodes 607 amino acids. The transcript has 3 exons.